AUGGAUAUUGUUGACUUUACGGUGGGUUGGUAUAUUGAGCCGGAACAACCGGAUCUAGUUUUUGAUAUAUGUCAUCGCGCAUUGAUUGCGUUUGUGCCAUUUUGGCGUGAAUCAGUGCCAUCGGCCCUGACGUUGAUGAAGCAUUUCUUGGAGGACGCUUCUGCUUAUGUUGAGGUAUUCUAUUUUUGCUUUUUUCACUUAAUUCCUUUCUUACGCAUUUCUCCAUCAGUUGAUAUUGGGAUUAGUUGGAACAGCUGCAUCAAGUGUGUGGGAGCAUCUCAGUAA
Messenger RNA from Gongylonema pulchrum, 285 nucleotides. The record is from the annotation of a GenBank genome assembly. NCBI's taxonomy places the organism in Eukaryota, Metazoa, Nematoda, Chromadorea, Rhabditida, Gongylonematidae.